AUGGCCAUAGCCCUGGCCCGGGCGGCGGGGCGAGCAGGGGCGGCUGCGGCGCUGGCGCUGCUGUGCCUGCUGCUCUGCGCUCCGGGGGACGCCGGCUGCCACCACCUGACCGUGGUCGAUCUCUUCGACCGGGUGAUCCGGCACUCGGGCAGGAUCCACAGCCUCUCCACGGCGCUCURUGCCGAGCUGGAAAAACACUUUCCGCCCCGUGACAACGAGCUGGGAAAGCCGGGUCGGAAGUGCCACACGUCGGGGAUGCUGACUCCCAACGGCAAAGAAUACGCCCAAAAAAUCCCGAGAGAAGAACUAACUCACCUGAUACUGAAACUUUUGCAAGCCUGGAAAGAACCACUUUCCCACUUUAACCAGUAUAUUGAGCAUCAUCAAGAGCUACCUGAUGACAGCCUUAGCAAAGCGAAGCAAAUCAGCAAUAUGGUACAUGAGCUGAAGACUGGAGUUGAGAAAGUAACAGAAAAGAUGCAGUCAAUGGGGAUUAUCAGCAAUACAUUAAAUGGAAUGGCAUCAUCUGAAGGCGCUGGUUUAUCAAUUAGUAAUGAAGCAAACAUGAUGAGUGACUCUGACUUUAUUCACUGUUUUAGGAGAGAUUCCAAUAAAGUACAAAGCUACUUAAAAAUUCUCAAAUGUAGGAUUAUGCCAGAAAAURUUUGCUAA
Messenger RNA from Malurus melanocephalus (red-backed fairy wren), 672 nucleotides. Its product is annotated as prolactin-like. Gene Ontology annotation, biological process: positive regulation of receptor signaling pathway via JAK-STAT; response to nutrient levels. NCBI's taxonomy places the organism in Eukaryota, Metazoa, Chordata, Aves, Passeriformes, Maluridae. The transcript is spliced from 5 exons. Bases 1 to 672 code for a protein of 223 amino acids. The record is from RefSeq and is a predicted model, not a curated record. Gene Ontology annotation, cellular component: extracellular region. Gene Ontology annotation, molecular function: hormone activity.